Messenger RNA from Linum tenue, 1433 nucleotides. The record is from the annotation of a GenBank genome assembly. NCBI's taxonomy places the organism in Eukaryota, Viridiplantae, Streptophyta, Magnoliopsida, Malpighiales, Linaceae.
AAGAAGAAGAAGCUUCCUUCCACUUGACCAUUUCCGCGUCCAUCCCAUUGAUUGUGUCUUAGCUCCAAUGCUACCCAGUUGAGUUCUCCACCUGCAUAUAAAUCUCCUCCAUAACACUCCCCUUCUUCUUCACAUUUGCCCAACAGAGAAGAAAACAUAAACCACUCCAUACUCUGUUCAAAACUCACCAUGGCUUGCUUCUCUUCACUUUUUCUGCUUCUUGCCGUCGCCACAGUGCUUGUGGCUGCUUCAGCAGCUGCCAAUUUCUACCAGGACUUCGAUGUCACUUGGGGAGACGGCAGAGGCAAGAUCCUCAACAAUGGCGAUCUCCUCACUCUUUCCCUCGACAAGGCUUCCGGCUCGGGAUUCCAGUCCAAGAACGAGUAUCUGUUCGGCAAGAUUGAUAUGCAGCUCAAGCUCGUCCCUGGCAACUCUGCUGGAACUGUUACUGCAUACUAUUUAUCGUCGAAAGGAGCGAACUGGGAUGAAAUCGAUUUCGAGUUCUUGGGGAAUUUGAGCGGCGACCCGUACAUCCUCCACACUAACGUCUUCAGCCAGGGGAAAGGAAACAGAGAGCAGCAGUUUCAUCUGUGGUUCGACCCAGCUGCCGAUUUCCACACCUACUCCAUCCUCUGGAACCCGCAGCGCAUCAUUUUCUCAGUCGACGGCACCCCGAUCAGGGAGUUCAAGAACAUGGAGAGCAACGGCAUUCCUUUCCCAAAGAAUCAGCCGAUGAGGAUUUACUCCAGCCUGUGGAACGCCGACGACUGGGCUACGAGGGGCGGGCUGGUGAAGACGGAUUGGUCGAACGCUCCAUUCACAGCCUCAUACCGCGGCUUCAAUGCCAAUGCCUGCGUGUGGACCAACGGCAAAUCUUCUUGCUCUGCAGCAGCGUCAACGACUCCGGAUUCCUCUUCCGCCGAGUGGCUGUCGGAGGAGAUGGACACCACGGGCCAAGAGAGGCUGAAAUGGGCGCAGAAGAACUACAUGAUCUACAAUUACUGCGCCGAUAACAAGAGGUUUCCACAGGGGAUUCCCCAGGAAUGCAGCCUCUCUUGAUAAACUAGACUGUUGUAAAGCUGUAACCUUUAGAGACAACCAUUCUUUUAAUUCUUUCCCCAUUCCUUGUGUAAUCAUCCAUUUUGCUUUGGAUGCUCUGUGUUUUCUGGUGAAAAACGUUUGGAGAAGAAAAAAAAAUAUAUUUCCGCUGCCUGGAUUUAAACCCGGAUUUCUAGGAUUGAAAUUGCCAAUGUGCUACAGCGGAUUUCGUUGAAAGAGUCACCUGGUUUUUUUAUAUUAUCAGAUGAAUAUAGCUUACUACUCCUUUGGCGCCACACAGCAACUAACUUGUUGAAGGUGAUCUUCUGUUGCUGUCUUGCUGAACAACAAAAAGUACACUAACAAAUUAUUGUAGAAAAAGAAUCGGUUUAGAU